This is a messenger RNA of Abrus precatorius (Indian licorice), 540 nucleotides long. RefSeq lists its product as uncharacterized. The transcript has a single exon. Bases 1 to 540 code for a protein of 179 amino acids. The record is from RefSeq and is a predicted model, not a curated record. NCBI's taxonomy places the organism in Eukaryota, Viridiplantae, Streptophyta, Magnoliopsida, Fabales, Fabaceae.
AUGAAUAAUUGUUCUGCAUCCAUUAAGAUCCUAACUGGGUCAAAUUAUAGUAAGUGGAAACAAGAUUUAGACUUCUCUUUGGGAAUUGCUAAUCUUGACUUAGCCUUGCGUGAAAGUAAGCUCACAAUUAAUGCAGACAGCACACUUGAACAAAAAGAGCGUUUAGCUCAGUGGGAGAGGUCUGACAGGUUGAGCCUAAUCGCUAUCAAGAGAACAGUCUCUGAACACCUUUUGAGUGGUCUUCUGGAGAAAGGUACAACUAAGGAGUUUCUCACUGUUUUGGGAGAGAGGUACCAGGUAUCUGAUAAUGCUGAGUCUGGAUGUCUGAUGAAACAGUUAACAUACAUAAGAUAUGACAAUGUUGGGGGAGUAAGGGAGUUCAUUAUGAAGAUGGUUCACAUUCAAACUAAGCUGAAAUCUCACCAAAUUGACCUUAAUGAAAAAUUUAUUGUUGAACAUGCCUUAAAUUGCCUACCUGCUGAUUUCACCCAAAUCCUUCAUGUCAAAGAAUCGGGUCAACAUCCGUUUUGUCUCAUGUAG